AUGUCUGGUUAUUACCGCAGUAGCUUUGGCGCUAGCUUUGGAGACGACGACGACGAGGAGGAUAGCAAUGGUCAGCGUGGCCAAUGGUAUGGGUACUCAAUCUACCAUGAUCACAAUGGUCGCCAUCAUGAGUCGGGACACGGUCCAUAUAGUCCUUCUUCGCCCAGCCGACGUGGUGGUCGGAUGAGCGGCAUGUCCUUGGGUACGCCUGGCAUGCGUAGUAUGGGUGGUAACAGUGGUGAGCGAGGUGUUCCUCGCCGUACCCUGUCCUAUGAAGAACUCAACUACGACUCCGACGGCUCGUCAUUCUCCUUCGACGACGAUAGUGGAUCCGUCCACUACAUCGACCGCACCAACAGUACCGCUCGCACCAACCGUACCGCUCGCACCACCCGUGCUAAUGGUACUCCCCCUCCAGCGUUAUCCAGUGAUCGCGCUACUACCUUCAUGGAGCAGCACACCGACUUCCUCUCCCACGGCGAUACCACCGACCCCCCAAACACAGAGUGCCCCAUCUGCCUUGAAGGUAUCGAGGAGCACAUCUGUGUCCGUAUUACGGGCAUCGAAGGCUGUCAUCACAUGUUCGGCCUCGAGUGUCUUCAGGAGCUCCUAAAGCACCAGCCCCAUAAGAAGAAGGAGUGCCCGCUCUGCCGCAACGAGUGGAUGCCCGAGGAGGGCAUAUGGCAAGACGACGAGCGCUUGACGCGCCGUCGUGGUCAUGGUGCCGUUCGUCCCACGCGCCAGCCUACUACUUCAGGAGGUGGUAGAGAUACCCGGCCACGCACACCGCCUGCUUUCGUACGUGCGCCUCGCGGCCCUUAUAUGGGCUCUGUACGCGAUGCUCAGUUCACUCGUGCGGGUCGUGAGUACACGGGGCCUGUUCACUCCGGCAUGUCCGUUUUCGACCGCUUUGCUACGCGUCGCCCACCCCCUUCGCCGCUUCUACAGCGUGUUAUUCGUCGCCAGCCCUCUUACGAUACAGACGAGGAUAGCGAGACUAUUCGGUCGCCGCUUAGAAUUCGCCGCGUUCGUCGCAGUGGGCAUGGUGGUUCCUACGCUCAUGGACAUGGUGGCGGAUACGGUGGGUUCCGCGGUUACUGA
Messenger RNA from Cucurbitaria berberidis CBS 394.84, 1101 nucleotides. RefSeq lists its product as uncharacterized. The record is from RefSeq and is a predicted model, not a curated record. Bases 1 to 1101 code for a protein of 366 amino acids. The transcript has a single exon. Gene Ontology annotation, biological process: protein ubiquitination. Gene Ontology annotation, molecular function: ubiquitin protein ligase activity. NCBI's taxonomy places the organism in Eukaryota, Fungi, Ascomycota, Dothideomycetes, Pleosporales, Cucurbitariaceae.